GUUAUAUGAAGUUCCCGCAUCCAAGAGAUGACCAGCCUGUGGAUGCCCCAGAUUCUUCGGCCCGACUAUACAUGGCCACGACAACGUCCAGCACUGCUUCGAGUAUCUGAGAUAACUCCUCCAGUCCCUCACAUACCAGGCAGGACAGUUAGACUCAUCUGGGGGCUCAUUCAUAGAGGUCUAUGCCACUUUUCCAAAUGGUACUGCCACUGGUUCGGCAUUCCAUUUGAUCACAACAUUGUCCAGCUGCCAUUCGGUCUACUUAUGAAAUGGACGGAUCGAACGAACUUGGAGGAGGUCGCAGCAAUGCAAAUGGUAGCAGCAGCUGGAAUUCCGGCUCCCAAAUUUCUUUGUUGCGGCGAACAUCCAAAUCAACCAUUCAAUAGAACUUUCUCGAUCUUGAUGACGAGGCUUCCCGGAAUAACCCUUGAGAACUCUGAUGAUCUACUACAGGUUGAAGGGGAGGAACCAUGGCUCGAGGAGUUGAAAACCUGUGUAGAUGCCAUGCGUCAAUGGAGCCCUCCCGAGAAGCUGUUCACCGGUUCCGUGCUUAGAACCCCGAUAUUGAGCCAGCGGGUUCCGCGCCAUAUCAUGGGGCCGUUCACAACUCAAGAGGACUUAUAUGAUUAUCUUUUUUCUGCCGCUUCAGCACACGGUUUUCCCUCGAAAGAAAAGUUCCAGGAGACGCUAGUGGAAGCGAGGAAGAUAUACGAAAGGCCACAUCGGGUGGUGUUCACCCAUGGCGACUUUAAAGCUCACAAUAUCCUUGUUGACAACGACGGACAUUUGUCAGGCUUUCUAGAUUGGGAAUCUGCCGGGUGGUACCCCGAAUACUGGGAAUUUACUACAGCUAUGAGGUUUGGGCGGAAUAGCUGGUGGUAUCAAGUGGCUGCAUGGAUGGGAGGGGACCAGUAUUCGCAGGAGCUAUCUUCAGAUGUUGCCUUGAAUCUGUUGACAGUUGAUUCGUAUGUCGGAAUGUGACCUAUACGGGAGGAUUAUUUUGUUAUUUUAAUCCAUCCACCAUACAUAACUACUGUCGUGCUUCAUCCCCGCUUCUUAAAUUAAUUUAUACCUAAGAAACCAAUGUAUAAUAAA
Trichophyton rubrum CBS 118892 is the source of this 1095-nucleotide messenger RNA. RefSeq lists its product as uncharacterized. The transcript has a single exon. The coding region runs from base 28 to 981 and encodes 317 amino acids. The record is from RefSeq and is a predicted model, not a curated record. Lineage: Eukaryota; Fungi; Ascomycota; Eurotiomycetes; Onygenales; Arthrodermataceae.